Molecule: messenger RNA, 5639 nt
Organism: Platichthys flesus (European flounder)
Lineage: Eukaryota; Metazoa; Chordata; Actinopteri; Pleuronectiformes; Pleuronectidae
Gene: apaf1
Product: apoptotic peptidase activating factor 1
Exons: 28
Coding region: 384-4163 (1259 amino acids)
Biological process (GO): apoptotic signaling pathway; regulation of apoptotic process
Cellular component (GO): apoptosome
Molecular function (GO): ADP binding; protein binding
Source: RefSeq, a predicted model, not a curated record
UGGGCGUGUAUUCUAACGUAAAAACCGAUGGUAAACACACAGAAGUAACGAGCCUGUAUCCGCGUUGGAUCCUUUGACAGAUUCUGUCCCGGAUAUCUUCACUGUCUACACACACCUUGGUCGUUCCAGAGAAGCAGUGCCGCAAUGCCUGGCAGACCUUUGUGGCCUUUAGGGGAAAUGGAACAGCUGCGUGUGAACCAGGACUUAUCACCCAGUGUCCCCACUAAUGUGUUUGUGACUCAAUGAGAGCAAACAACAAUCAGGGUGUGUGAAAAGCAUUCAUAGAAAAGUGGAGCAGCAGCACGCUAUUAUCUGUGGCUUUGCAACGACAUGUUCAACACACAGUUCAACGGCAUCCUGAAUGGUCAGUGAGUUACGCAGAGAUGCUGCUGGAGGAAGGGGCACGGAGCUGUCUGCUGCGCUUUCGCCACAGACUGGAAGAAGACAUCAAGCCCUCGUACCUGAUGGACCACAUGAUCAGUGAUGGUGUGAUCAAUGGAGAUGAGGAGGAGAGGAUCAGGACUCAGCCCACCAGAAAGGAUCAGGCUGCGGCUCUGCUGGAGCUGCUGCUGAGGAAGGACAACUGGGCCUACAUCUCCUUCUACAACGCCCUGGUUAAGGAGGCAUAUGAUGAUUUGGCGAACAUGCUUCAUGAUGACCUUCCACAAGUCUCUCAAAAGGCACACAAGAGCUCCUCUGAUGGUUGCCCAUCUAAUGCAGUCCAGGCGGUGCUGAGUGAAGGUGGUGUGCCACAGAGGCCUGUGGUGUUUGUCAGCCGACCGGAGCUUUUGAACCGGGUCAGAGAGAAACUCUACCGGCUGAAGAAUGAGCCUGGCUGGGUCACCAUCUUCGGGAUGGCUGGGUCAGGCAAAUCUGUACUGGCCGCAGAGGCUGUGAGACACCAAGGUGUCAUUGAAGAGUGCUUCCCUGGAGGCGUCCACUGGUUGUCUGUUGGCCAGCUGGAAAAACCAGACCUGCUGGUGAAGAUCCAGUCUCUGUGUUUCCGCCUGGAGCAGAACAUGGACACCCAGUCUCUCCAGCGCACCCUCAACUCGCUGGAUGAAGCCAAGGAGUGCCUGCGCUUCCUCAUGCUGCGCCGAUACCCCAGAUCUCUGUUGAUUCUCGAUGAUAUCUGGGACAGCUCGGUGCUGAAGGUGUUUGAUAUCCACUGUCGGAUUCUUCUGACCACCAGAAACAGAAGCCUCACUAAUUCAGUUAGCGGUGCUAAAUAUGAGGUGGAAGUGGAGAGCGGACUGGAUGAAAACAAAGGAUUGGAGAUACUCGCGCUCUACACUCAAACCAACGCCCUACGACUGCCCGAGGAGGCUCGCAGCAUCGUCCGAGAAUGUAAAGGCUCCCCACUGGUGGUGUCCUUGAUCGGGGCCCUGCUCAAGGAGAAACCCGACCGCUGGCGUUACUACCUCUGCCAGCUGCAGCAGAAGCAGUUCAAGCGUAUACGGAAGUCCUCAUCUUAUGACUACGAUGCCCUGGACCAGGCCAUGGCUGCGAGCAUCGAGGUCCUGCCUGACGAACAUCGAGAGCUCUACAAGGACCUCGCUGUGAUUGAGAAGGACGUGAAAAUCCCAGCGAAGGUGUUGUCUGUUCUGUGGAACCUGGAGCCCGAGGAGGUGGAGGACAUUCUCGAGGAGUUUGUCAACAAGUCCCUGCUUUUUGUGGACGCUAACAAUAAACCCUGCCUGUAUUACCUCCACGAUCUUCAGCUGGACUUCCUGGUGGAGCAGAACCGUACCCAGCUGGAGAGUCUUCACGCUAAAGUGGUGCGUCAGUAUCAGGAGCACUACAGAGACGGUCCUCCCAUCUUCAGAGACGAGGAGUGUCUCUAUUGGAUCAGAUUUCUGACCUACCACAUGGCUAAAGCCAACCUUAUCCAGGAGCUCUACUCCCUCAUGUUUUCUCUGGACUGGGUCAGCAUUAAGGCCCAGAUAUUGGGUCCAGCUCACCUCAUCAAUGACUACGUGGAGUACGGACCAAUUCUGGACAAAGAGAACAGCGAGGUGCGCAGUCAGUUCCAGGAGUUCCUGUCUCUGAACGGCCACCACCUGGAGCAGCGUCCUUUCCCCGACGUGGUGCAGCUCGCUCUGUCCCAGCCUCACGACACCGAGGUCUACAAACAGGCUCUGCUGCAGGCGCAGGAGCGGACCAGCACGGGGAAACUCUACUUCGACUGGCUGAAUAAGAGCAGUGUGGAGAGUCUCUCCCGUCUGGUGAUCCACCCCCACCAGGGCUCCAUCUACUCUGCCUGCUUCUCCCAUGAUGGAGCCAAGAUCGCCACCUGUGGAGCCAGCAAGACACUGAAGGUGUUUAAAAGCACCACAGGCGAGAAGCUCACAGAGAUCCUGGCCCACGAUGAUGAGGUGCUCUGCUGCGCCUUCUCCCCGGACGACCGUCUUCUAGCAACCUGCUCUAGUGACAGGAAGGUUAAGGUUUGGAAUGUGGAGCGAGCCAUGCUGCUGCGGGUCUUUGAGGAGGAGCACCAGGAGCAGGUCAACCACUGUCAGUUCACUAACACCAAGCGACAGGUCCUACUGGCCACCUGCUCCGACGACAAGUUCUUGAAUGUCAAGGUGUGGAACCUCAACAGACCGUCCUCUCAGAACACCAUGUUUGGUCACUUGGACUCCGUCAACCACUGUUGCUUCUCUCCUAAUGACACCUAUCUGUCCACGUCUUCUAACGACGGCACAGUGAAGCUGUUUCAGAUGUCGUCCGCCAACGAGUGGAAGACGAUCGACGUGAGCAGCAUGUUCACAGAGAGCGACGAAGCCGUCCUGGUGAAGUGCAGCACCUGGACUGCGGACGGCAAGCGUAUCAUAUGUGCUGCCAGGAACGGCGUUUUGGUGUUCGAUGUGGAGACGUCAGGCAUGUUGUUGGAGAUCAAAACGAAUCGUAUGAGCACCGUGCAGUACUGUCACGCCUGUCCGACCAGCAGCCUGCUCGCCAUUGCGUUCUCAAACUACGCUGUGGAGCUGUGGGACCUGGAGUCCAAUAAAAAGAUGGCUGACUGCAGUGGGCACCUGAGUUGGGUCCAGCGUGUCCAGUUCUCUCACGACGGAUCCCAGUUGCUCUCGUGCUCCGAUGACCAGACUGUCCGGCUAUGGGAGACGAAGAAGGUGCACACCACCUCCGCCGUCUGCCUGAAGAGAGACUCCGACGUUCUCUUCUGUGAUGAGGAAAUCACCGUAUCGGCUGCCGACAACUGCAACAGGCUGCAGGUUCGUGACGGCAAGACGGGAUCAGUGCUUUUCCAGUCCGAGGAGCAGUCGUCCAGGAUCAGGUGCACCUGUAUGUGCAAGCAGCCCUCUGCUGUGGCUCUGGGACAAGAGGAUGGAACCGUACAGGUGUUGGCGGUGCCCUCAGGGAAGCUUCUGGCCACUCUGCUGGGACAUACGAAGACGGUGCUGCACUGCCAGUUCACCCAGAACGGCCGAACCCUGAUCACAUCCUCCGAGGACACCACCAUCAGGGUGUGGAGGUGGCAGUCUGGCGAGGGCAGAGUACUCCAGGGUCACAAAGAGCAGGUCAGGUGCUUCUCUCGGCUCAGCAGCUCAGCGGCCGACACAAGGCUCCUAUCCUGGUCCUACGACGGCACUGUCAAGGUGUGGGACAUAGAGAGUGGAGAGAAGCUGCAGGACAUCGACACUCAACAGGGAGCCAUUCUGUCCUGCCAUGUCUCACCAGACGGUUGCUUGUUCGCCACCACCUCUGCUGACAAGACGGCAAAGUUGUGGCGCUGUGAGUCCUGGCAGUGCCUCCACACGCUGAGCGGUCACCAGGACUGUGUUCGAAGCUGCAGAUUCUCCUGGGACAGCCGAUGCCUCGCGACUGGGGACGACAACGGAGAGAUUCGGCUGUGGAGCGUCAAAGAUGGCUCCUUGCUGAAGAUCUGUUCGCGGGACGGUAAAGAUGGCAUGGACUCUCUCCACGGCGGCUGGGUGACCUGCCUGCACUUCUCCCCAGACAACUCUCUCCUGGUCUCGACUGGCGGCUACAUCAAGUGGUGGGAUGUGGAGCGAGGCGAGGCCCUGCAGACCUUCUAUCCAGCCGGAAGCGCUUUGAAGAGGAUCCACGUGUCGUCCGACUUCUCCACCUUCGUCACCAUCGACAGCAUCGGCAUCCUCUACAUCCUCCAGAGGGUCAUGUGACGACGACAAUGCUGACGACAAAAGACUAACAAACCAAAACAGAGACACAAACCAACCAACCAAACAGAACACGCUGAGAAACAGUAGUUGUUAUCACACAGACGUGAAGUGUUCAUUCUUCUGGUUUCAUUCAGGAAGUGGAGAGGCGUUGUGCACCUUUACUUUAUAAACAGUGUGUGUCGUGUAGACGCACCAUGAAAGGUUUGACUAUUCCUGCUCCAGCCUUUCUGUUUUUACACAUUCAGACAAGAGAUGCACAGUUAAAGAUUUGGUGCCUAAACAAAAAAGACAAAUGUCUUAUACAGCAAAGAGAAGGUGCUUAAAAAAAAAGGGUGACACGUUUACAUCCACCAAAACCAGCGAACCUGUAAAUCACGUCUCAGAUCUUUGAAUCAUUCACAGCGAAUGAAGAGAUAAAUAUCAACCGAGUCAAGAUCAACUCAAAUGUGAAUAAAUGUUAAUCCAUAUCAGCAGCAGGGCUGAACGUCGCUGCAUGUGAUGAGUGGUGUCCUGCUCCACUGUUGUAAUUGAUACAAGCUAUCGUCUGCCGAGUCGUGCCGACCCACGCCAAGUGGUGAAGUGCAUUUGACUCGUCUCUGCUGUUAUGUUCUAGUGACUCUUAAUUUUUAUAUCAGUGUGUGAGGAUGUUUCUGCAUCGUUAGUGAAAAAAAAAUCUACUGAGCCUUUUAUUUCCACUGCAGCCUCGGCCUGCAGGAGAAAUCUGCAGCUACAACAGGAUGUGUAUGUUUUUUAUUUCCACGUCCACCAGCAGGGAUUGAACGUCUGCUGUUCUUUGAUGAGCAUUAAACUUUGAUGAGUGACGUUAAGUUUUAAUGAGCGCUCAUUUAAAAUUAAAUCCCCAGUCUUUUGAAAGGACUGUGAGUGUUUGUACAUCCUGAAUUUGUACUUUAAUUAAAGGUAAAUGUUUUCUAUAGAAGAAUCACACAGGGUGAUUUAUAAUUUAUCAAGUUUCUACUCGCUAAAGUUAAAAGGCAGUUUUUGUGCUUUGCUUGUAUUGUUUGAACCAGUUCUUUUAUUGUGUGUCUAAAAAACACUUUUUCACAUUUUUAUCUGCAUAUUUUCUAAGCCUCUUCGUGUUUCGAGCACUUUGACACAGGAGCAACAAUCUUUCUCUUGAGUGUUUGUAAAUUAUGGCUAUGCUCAGACAAUUGAAAAUAAAAUUCCUGUUCCCUUUGCUGCAAUCUGUGAAUCUCAGAGGACAAGAACAAGGUACAAAGUAAGGAUGAGUUUCUACAUGUUUAAACGAUGUAGUCGUCCUUUUCACAUCGUGCUCUUCCUCGUUGGUGCUUUUAAAGACGUCGUAAAUUCAAUCAGCAGAUUUCCUCCCGGCGUGGAGUUCUCUGUCAAACCUAGACGUUGAGAUAUUGACGUGUGCUCAGGAUGUAUCGAUGCUGUGAUACUUUGUGGUGCAAUGUGAGUGUAAUUUACAACAAAUUAAAUUACAUACACCAAUGA